GGCCCCCAGCGCUGCUCCCCGCUGAGCGGAGGGGUGGAGUGAAGCAGCAGAGGCUUUAGCUGCGCCUUAUGCAAGGAGCUGGGAGCGCAGCAGGAACCACAGCACCGAGAGUCCCCACCCAGCAAGUGCCUGUCUGACAGGAGGUCGCGCUAGUCACUUGUUUGCUCUUGUUGUUCCCAUGUUACCCUUUUGGGUAACCGGCGCCGCAGCUGGGAUUGUCUUCCUGCAUCUUAUCCAGAAACUCCUCUUCCCCUACUUCUGGCACGACCUGAAAUACCUGCUUAAAGUGAUAAAGUAUGGGCUGACCUUGGAGAUCUACAGACUGCGAGGGAAGAUUUUCACGGUGCUGGACAGGUUUGUGAAACAAGCUGAAAGGCAGCCCAACAAGCCAUUCAUCCUGUAUGAAGGGGAUGUUCACACCUACCAGGAUGUGGAUAGGAGGAGUAACAGGGUAGCUCAGGUCUUCCUGCAACAGGGAGCUCUGAAAAAGGGGGAUACGGUGGCCCUGCUGAUGAGUAAUGAACCCGACUUCAUCCAUGUGUGGUUUGGAGUGGCCAAGCUGGGCUGUGUGGUGGCUUUCCUCAACUUCAACAUCCGAUCCAGGUCUCUUCUGCAUUGUAUCAGCAGCUGUGAGUCCAAGAUACUCAUUGUGGGAGAAGAUAUGCUUGGGACAUUAGAGGAAAUUCUUCCCAACCUCCAAAAAGAUAUUGGUGUUUGGGUAAUGACAAGAGACUGCACUCUGCCACGUGUUAAUACCCUUCUAGACAAACUGGAAGCUGCAUCUGAAGACCGUGUACCAGUUAAUCUCUGCUCUGCAAACAACCUCAAGUCCUCCGUACUCUACAUUUUUACCUCAGGAACAACAGGGCUACCAAAAGCUGCAGUUAUCAGUCAUCUGCAGAUUCUAAAAGGAGCUGCUGGAUUAUGGGCAUUUGGUGCUACUGCAUAUGACACUGUUUAUAUAACUCUCCCUCUUUACCACAGUGCAGCUUCUCUCCUUGGCAUUGGUGGAUGUAUUGAAUUGGGUGCAACUUGUGUCUUAAGAAAGAAAUUCUCAUCUAGUCAGUUCUGGAGUGACUGCAAAAAGUACAAUGUGACUGUUAUCCAGUAUAUUGGAGAACUUUGUCGUUAUCUUUGCAAUCAACCUGUGAAAGAAGGAGAAAAAGAUCACAAAGUUCGCUUGGCAGUUGGAAAUGGAGUAAGGAGUGAUGUAUGGAGAGAAUUUUUAGGCCGAUUUGGUGACAUCAAGAUGUGUGAGUUUUAUGGGGCUACUGAAGGAAACAUUUGUUUCAUGAACCACACCGGGAAAAUUGGAUCUGUGGGACGUACUAAUUUCUUUUAUAAGCUUUUUUCCCCUUUUGACUUAAUCAAGUAUGAUUUUAAAAAAGAUGAACCCAUUAGAAAUAGGCAUGGUUGGUGUGAGAAGGUUAAGAAAGGUGAGGCUGGUCUUCUCAUUUCCAAAGUGAAUGCAAAGAAUCCCUUCUUUGGCUAUGCUGGGAGUAAGAAACAUACGGAAAAGAAAUUACUCUGCGAGGUGUUUAAGAAGGGAGACAUUUAUUUUAAUACAGGGGAUCUGAUGGUUCAAGACCAAGAGAAUUUUCUUUACUUUUGGGACAGGAUCGGGGAUACUUACAGAUGGAAAGGAGAGAAUGUUGCAACCACUGAAGUUUCUGAUGUCAUUGGUAUGUUGGACUUCAUACAGGAAGCCAAUGUAUAUGGUGUUCCUGUGCCAGAUCAUGAAGGAAAAGCAGGAAUGGUCUCUGUUAUUUUGAAGCCCAAUAAAUCAUUAGAUUUGGAACAAAUGUAUGAACAAGUUGUGACAUAUCUACCAGGUUAUGCUUGCCCGCUAUUUUUAAGACUCCAGGAAACAAUGGAAAUGACAGGAACUUUCAAACAACAAAAAUUUCGGUUGGUGAGAGAAGGCUUUAAUCCAUCUGCAAUCACUGAUCCACUUUAUUUUUUAUACAGUUCUAAAAAAUCUUAUGUUCCAUUAACCAAAGAACUUCAUGACAAGAUCUUAUCUGGGCAGCUGAAACUUUAAUUAGUGUUAAAUUAACAGACUUGUUAACUACUUUGUAAGAAGCAACAAGUGCACUAAGUAAUAUUUCUAUGUAGUUUGUAUUCUUGAUAUUUUGCAGCCAUACCUUUUUGGAUUCAGAAGUUUUACUACACCUUUCAUUUUUGACCGUCACUGAACGCUAAUAAUUUUCUACCUCCUGAAACACCAAAUAGUUAUAUUACUUAUAAAACAUGUUUAAAAUACAUCAUCUUUGUGAUAUAGAAUCAUAGAAUAUCAGGGUUGGAAGGGACCUCAGGAGAUCAUCUAGUCCAACCCACUGCUCAAAGCAGGACCAAUAUCCAGACAUGUUUUUGCUCCAGAUCCCUGAAUGGCCCCCUGAAGGAUUGAAGUCAUAAGCCUGGGUUUAGUAGGCCAAUGCUCAAACCACUGAGCUAUCCCUCCCCUAUGUCUUGAACAUUUUUCUAUAUCAGACAUGAAUGAGUGAUAUUUACAGAAAAAUAAUAUACACAGAAAUAAAUUAUAUUGGAAAAAUAUACUAGUGUUAGUACUGUUGCUUGAGACUAACAUCUAUUUUACUGUAGUUAAUAGUUUUCCUGUACAUUUCAUAAAGCCUAAUGAUUAUUUAUAAAAUGAUAAUAUUAAAAAGGAACUGAAGAAAGGUAGGGAGAGAAACACAACAAACUAUAAUUUUCCUGCUCUAUGAAAACAUUGACUUAAACUGCUUAGGUUCAAUACAUGGAAAGCAUACAGUGUACAUUGUUUUUAUCUCCUUCCUUCAUGGCAUCUGGAUCUUGGUUCUGUCCUCAUCUGAUUCCUAAUCCACUUACAUUCUGCAUCAUAUUUAAAUUCCUUGUCCACACCUGAGAUGCAAGUUUACUGCUCUAAGGGCCCAGUCCAAAGCCGUUGAAGGCAAUGGUGAUUGCUCUGGCUUUUUCCAUUCACUUCUAUACAUGGGGGAACUAUCCCCCUUCCUGACCUUGUUUUCCAUAAUCCAAUCUUAAAUGCACACACUCCUAGAGGCCUACAAAUCAUAAUGCUCCCUUCAAAGCAACAUUAACAAUAUAAAUAAGAAGAGAGUUGGACACCAAAAAACGCUCUUUACAAAACAUGGAACUAAUGAAAUGUGUGGCAGCAUCACUGCUCAACAGCAUGUCUUUUUGUUGCAGUCUGGUCCCUUUCCUUCAUUUGUACCUUUUCUCUUUAGAUUGUAAACUCCUGAGGGAAGAGUAUAGUGUCUUGUAAACCAGCUAGCACAUUUUUGGCAUUGGAUAAAAAAUAUCCAUGCAUUGAUGUGCAUAGUCCUGAUCUGUUGGGUAGUGUCGCUCAGAUGUAGUUAGGACAAAUGGAUUGGAAGUCAUUGCCAGCUAAUGGCAAAAAUUGUUCUUAAGACAUAUAUAUGUCUUAUAUAGAGGACAUAUAUAUGUCUUAAGAACAAUUUAUAUAUAUAUAUAUAUAUAAAACAAGAAUAUUAGCUCUUCAAAAGAUUCAUUUUAAUUAACCAGCGGGUGCCUUGUUUUCUUAAUGACUGAUUGGGAUUAUUAUUUAUAGGUAUUUUAAAAUUCUAAACAUACAUGCUAAAACACUGUUCUUAAGAGUUUUAAAAUAAAGUGUAAAAGUUAAAAUAAGUUGUAUUUGUGUCAGUCUGAUUUGGGAUUAAUGACAAAGUUUUGUUCUGGGAUUGGUUACAUUGUGGUCCUCAUAGAGGACAGAUUGCUGGAUUAAAAAAUAUAUUAGGUUAGAUUGUCUCCUCUCCUGAACAAUCCUCUUAUGCCAAAUUUCUCCAAUUAGUCCCCCAAUCAGAUGUGAUAUUUACAGACUUUUAUAGAAAUUGAGUAUUCUACUCUCAUUGUUCAAAAUAUAGUGAUGCUGCUGCUGCUAUUCAGCACUGGACACAUCAUCUCUUUAUCCAGUAUGAUUAUAGCACAAAGAUCUCCUGAAAGUAGUAGUCUAAAAUGUAUUACUUACAAUUUACAUCUUCUACUUUUAUUUUUAAAAAUUGACUUUAGAAGUCUAUUGAAGUUGUGUUAUUAAUGUUUAUACUAGAAUAUACAGUACAAAUACUGUUUGAGAUCAGGAUGUUCACUGCUAUUGGCCUUUAAAUAUUGGUUUAAUCUUUGCCCUUUUGCAGUCCUUUUUCAGAAUGCAAAUUUGAUUUGGACCUUUAAAAAAAAAAAAAAAAGGUCCCAGCAUGAACGAACACUACCUGACAUGCUCCAGCAACUCUCAGGGCUGAUUUAUCCUUGUCAUAAAGAAGGCUGCUUUAACUUAGGCUGGCUAGCAACAGCCUUCAAGGGCUGUCUGUUAGCUGUGAUCACCAGAGAACAAUAGAAUUUCAGCAAAAGUCAUGCAUUACAUAAACCAAUUUGCUAUGUAGAAGAUCUUAUUGGCUCAACAAAGGUUUAGAUUGUGGUUCUGGCUACUCAGCCAGCCAGAGGAGUGGCUGAAUUAACACUGCCGGGAGAGUGACUCCAGGCAGACAUGGUAGGGCAUGUUCUGGGUGCGCUAUAUUACCCUUUGCCCCUAACAAAACAAAUGGGCAGGGAUUGUGCACAGCUAUGGUGGAACAGGUUGGGUACAAGAAAAGAGAGCUACAGCAAAGUACUCCUGACCCUACCCUACAGCAAGAGGCCUCUCUGAGAUGCAAUACCACCCUGAGUUUCUCCUAGGAUGGUGCAAUUUACAUAUUCCCCCUUACUCUUCUUUACACAAGAAACUUUUACCAGGAUAAUAUCGGUUAGAGGCAUGAUUCUUUACAACAUUUUUAUAACUGCAAGAGCUUUAGUGUAAAUACAUUUAAACUGUCAAAAAUGUCCUUAUGCCACUUUAUUUUGUUUGGGGAACUGAGUUAUUUUGCCACAAUGAACCAUGUCUCCACUGGGGAGUGGGGGUGCUGAUAUAGCUGUCUCAGUAUAGCUAUAGUGGGAAAGCCGUUCUAGCGUAGACCUGCUGUCUAGGCUCAGCCUAGUGACUCAAUCUAAGCCAAAAGGGGAAAAAAAAAUCUUAAAUUCAGUGUUGAGUUCAGACAAUAUUUUAAGCACAUUUUGCAAAUAGGUGAUUGAAUGCCUUGAUGCAUAUUAUCUGAAUUCUAAUAUUGAAAGGGUUCUGAAUAAUUAUGCUCUUUAAUUCAAAAUGACCUGUUGUGUGCAGAUACUCACAGUUUUCUAAAAGAUCAGUGAUCCUUCAAACACAACUCUAAGUGUUUACUGUGUUCAAGGAAACAAGUUUGUUUUUAAAGUCUUUAAAAAAAAAAGGCUUUGCUAAGCUUUCCAUUUGAUAUAUGGCCGGAUAAUACAUUUUAGUAUACAGCUGUAUUUCAUAAUGGAACUUAUGCAUUUGUGACAGAGGCUAAUGAGAUUACUGUGUGUAUAAUAGAAAUGUAAGUGGACAAACUAUUUGUAUUGGUUUCCAGAUCAGACACCCUUUGAUUAAUUUCACUGAUGCAGGAUAUGUUUAUAAUCAGUGCUGACAUUUUUUAUGUUUACAUCAGUCAAGUCAAUAGUUUACAGGAAGUAUACAUUCAAAACACAGAUCUGAGUUUUGAAAGUGGAGCAUUUCAUGUCCUAUUAAAUGAACAGAUGACAGAUGUUUAAGAGAAAUACAUUUUUCUGAUUGCAGUUACUCAGCCUAAGUAAAGAUAUUUGUUAGUGAUGAUGAGGAUGUUUUUAUAUAGUUUUGGGUUUGCAUUCCAACUGGUGGGUGAUGGAUAUGUGAGGCUACAACUGGCCUCUUCCUCACCCCCCCAAAACCCCACACAAUUUUAAUAGAAGCAUAGAAAUAUAGAGCUGGAAGUGAUCUUGAAACGUUGUGAAGUCCAACCUCCUGUGUUGAGGAUGGAACAAGUAAAUCUAGACCAUCUCUGACAAGUGAUUGUACAACCUGUGCUUGAAAAGCCUUCAAUGCUGGGGAUUCCACUGCCUCUCAGGGUAACUAUUGCAGUGCUUAACUACCCUUAGAGUAGAAAGUCUGUCCUAUUAUCUAACCUAAAUCUCCCUUACAGCAGAUUAAGUCCAUUACUUCUUAGUCUGCUUUCAGUGGGCCUGGAGAACAAUUGAUCACCAUCUUCUUCAUAACAGUCCUUAACAUACUUGAAGACUUAUUAUCAGCCCCCCCCCCUCUGUUUUCUUUUUCUCAAGAUAAACAUGCCCUUUAACGUUUCCUCCUAGGUUAUAUUGUCUAAACUGAUCAUUUUUGUUGCUUUCCUCCAGACUCUUUCCAAUUUGUUCACAUCUUUCCUAAAGUGCCCAGAAUUGAACACAAUACUUCAGCUGAGGCCUCACCACUGCCAAAAGAGAGAGAGAAAAUUACCUCCUGUGUCUGACAUACAACACUUCUCUGAAUACACCCAUAAUGAUAUUAGUCAAUUUUGCAACUGUAUCGCAUUGAUGACUCAUAUUCAGUUUGUGAUCCACUAUAGUCCCCAAAUUCUUUUCAGCAGUGCUACCACUUAGUCCCCAUUUAGUAGUUGUACAUUUAACUUUUUCUUCCUAAGUGAAGUACUUUGCACUUGUCUUUACUGAAUUUCAUCUUAUUGGUUUCAGACCAAUUCUCUAAUUUGUUAUGGUCAUUUUAUAUUCUAAUCCUGUCCUCCAAAGUGCUUACAACCCCUCCUAGCUUGUUGUCAUCUCCAAAUUUUACAAGCAUACUCUCCACUCUAUUAUCCAAGACAUUAAUGAAAUGUUAAAUGGUAUUGGACUCUGGACUGACUCCUGUGUGUCCCCACUAGAUACACCCUGCCAGUUUGAUGGCAAACUUGUUGAGAACAGUUUUUCAAACAAUUGUGCCCCUACCUUAUAGUAUUUUGAUCUAGACCCUAUUUCCCUAGUUUGCUUAUGUGAAUGUUGUAUGGGAUUGUGUCAAAAGCCUUAUUAAAAUCAAGAUAUAUCAUG
Messenger RNA from Mauremys reevesii (Reeves's turtle), 6906 nucleotides. RefSeq names its product solute carrier family 27 member 6 (gene SLC27A6). The record is from RefSeq and is a predicted model, not a curated record. Bases 179 to 2041 code for a protein of 620 amino acids. Lineage: Eukaryota; Metazoa; Chordata; Testudines; Geoemydidae. Gene Ontology annotation, molecular function: long-chain fatty acid transmembrane transporter activity; long-chain fatty acid-CoA ligase activity. The transcript is spliced from 11 exons.